Molecule: messenger RNA, 790 nt
Organism: Sinocyclocheilus rhinocerous
Lineage: Eukaryota; Metazoa; Chordata; Actinopteri; Cypriniformes; Cyprinidae
Product: histone H2A
Exons: 2
Coding region: 85-471 (128 amino acids)
Cellular component (GO): nucleosome
Molecular function (GO): protein heterodimerization activity; structural constituent of chromatin; DNA binding
Source: RefSeq, a predicted model, not a curated record
CUCAUAAACGAAAGUACAUUUGACUAGCCUCACUAAACGGGACGCUACUACUAACCAAACAGGCGGUUCCUUUGUUGUCAAAACAUGUCUGGAAGAGGUAAAACCGGUGGGAAGGCCCGCGCAAAAGCCAAGUCUCGUUCAUCCAGAGCUGGACUUCAAUUUCCAGUCGGACGUGUACACAGAUUAUUACGCAAGGGAAAUUACGCCGAGCGCGUAGGCGCAGGAGCCCCCGUGUAUUUGGCCGCUGUCCUGGAAUACCUAACGGCUGAGAUCCUCGAGCUGGCAGGGAACGCAGCCCGAGACAACAAGAAAACAAGAAUCAUCCCCCGUCACCUGCAGCUGGCUGUCCGCAACGACGAAGAGCUCAACAAGCUUUUAGGCGGUGUUACCAUCGCCCAGGGCGGAGUACUUCCAAACAUCCAGGCAGUGCUGCUGCCCAAGAAAACCGAGAAGCAAGCCAAGAGCAAAUAACGAGGCUUUGCGAUCAUGGACAAUGACACAAACGCAGCUCCGCUAGUUUGAGUCCAAACGCACUCCCUCACACGAGAUCUACACCACCACUGGCUAUAAAUGGCCAUGGGACAUUUAACCUGCCAUCACGGUGGACUAUCCUUACUGAGAAAGAAGGGGGGGGGGCUCCAUUUGUGUGGUGAAUGAACAUAAGUAUUCCAUCGUAUAUGGACCAAUGCUGGUUACAUUUGUCACUGCUUCAAAUUACAUGCAAGUCAUGUCCUUUUAUCUGCUGUUCAACUUUCAAUAAAUGUUAAGUGCCAGUGGAAGGCUCAAAGAA